Sphenostylis stenocarpa is the source of this 1038-nucleotide messenger RNA. The record is from the annotation of a GenBank genome assembly. NCBI's taxonomy places the organism in Eukaryota, Viridiplantae, Streptophyta, Magnoliopsida, Fabales, Fabaceae.
AUGAAAUUUAGAAUUUGCCCUAAUAAUCAUAACUGGAAGAAACUCCUGUCGAAGGCGCGAAACUUGAUUAGUGUUGGACACGCUUCCGUCGCCAUGGCUGACAUUCAGAUCCACAAGACCAAACUCUGCAUCAUCGGAAGCGGUCCUGCCGCCCACACCGCCGCUGUGUACGCCGCCCGCGCUGAGCUGAAGCCGAUCCUCUUCGAAGGAUGGAUGGCGAACGACAUCGCCCCCGGCGGUCAGCUCACCACCACCACCGACGUCGAGAACUUCCCUGGCUUCCCCGACGGCAUUCUAGGCGGCGAGCUCAUGGACCGCUGCAGGAAGCAGUCGCAGCGCUUCGGCACCGAGAUCCACACUGAGACCGUCUUCAAGGUCGAUUUCUCAAGCCCUCCUUUUAGGGUUUUCACCGAUUCCCGCACCGUGGAGGCCGACUCCGUCAUCGUCGCGACCGGCGCUGUCGCCAAGCGCCUCCCGUUCCCCGGUUCCGGCGAAGGGCCCGACGGCUACUGGAACCGAGGGAUCUCCGCGUGCGCAGUCUGCGACGGUGCCGCGCCAAUUUUCCGGAACAAACCGCUGGCGGUGAUUGGCGGCGGGGACUCGGCCAUGGAGGAGGCGACGUUCCUCACUAAGUACGGUUCGGAGGUGUACAUAAUUCACCGGAGGGACACGUUCAGGGCCUCGAAGAUUAUGCAGAGCAAGGUGAUGAAUAAUAGCAAGAUCAAGGUGAUCUGGAAUUCGGUGGUUGUUCAAGCCUAUGGAGGCGCAGAUAACAAGAGGGUGCUUGGGGGACUGAAGGUGAAGAAUGUGGUGACUCAAGAGGUGUCUGAAUUGAAGGUAUCCGGGUUGUUUUUCGCAAUUGGGCACGAGCCUGCGACCAAGUUCUUGGACGGUCAGCUUGAACUGGAUUCUGAUGGCUACAUCGUUACCAAGCCGGGGACUACGAAGACAAGUGUUGAGGGAGUGUUUGCUGCUGGGGAUGUUCAGGACAAGAAGUAUAGGCAAGCUAUUACUGCUGCUGGCUCUGGUAUGUUAUAG